This is a messenger RNA of Plasmopara halstedii, 2301 nucleotides long. Its product is annotated as Lysophospholipase. Bases 1 to 2301 code for a protein of 766 amino acids. Gene Ontology annotation, cellular component: membrane. Lineage: Eukaryota; Oomycota; Peronosporomycetes; Peronosporales; Peronosporaceae. Gene Ontology annotation, molecular function: lipase activity. The transcript has a single exon. The record is from RefSeq and is a predicted model, not a curated record.
AUGUCUGUCAUCGAGGAAGAGCCCGCACACAUGCGUGAAUCGCGCCUAGGAGAACUAGAAAAGCUUCCAGACCAGGAAUCGAAAAAAUUUUCGCCUUCGCCACGGGUAGGAACAGGUCCAGAUUCCUCGGUAUAUAGAUCAGAGACGGCCGUUAGGUCUUCUGGAAUAGCUUUGAGCUCUCCAUCGACAGAAGCCUCAUCCAGUGAGGACGUUUAUCCCACCCCAAAAAACUUGCGAGCAGUCAAGGGACCACGUCGUACCUCGCGCCUAGACUUUAGUCAAAAUUCCACAGCAGAGCCCCAAAGCAGACAUCAUUCUUCUCCCACCAGACACGAACGUUCCCCUCGCCAUAGAAAGCUUCCUAUUCAUGAAAAGCAAUCAGAUCCAGAGUACGUGCCUCGCAUCAAUUCGAUCACGACAUCUUCAUCUGAGGAAGAAGAUGUUUCCAAAAACCAGCCGCAAAGACUACCUCGCCGCCAUGCAGGUCCGCAUUCCCGGAACCGCACUAAAUCAUCUUCUAUUCCUUCAAGAGAGUCCUCGGUUCCUCAGACACGUGUGCGCCGUCAGACACCCAGCCCACCGCUUAGCUCGCCAGAUGAGGCCCCACGAAUGAAGAAGCCGACUAGGCUGGAUUCUAUACACUCGCCUUCCCCGGAAGACGCAUAUGAAUACCAUCCGCGAGAAGCGGCUCGUCAAGCCCCGAGAUUACAGCCCAAUUUGCGUGUGAAAACCCGCUCAAAAUCAUCAACCAUGCUGCCACCGUUCCGAGAACCAUAUGCUGAGCGUGAACUUGCGCAUGUCGAAGUGUCUCGCAUGAGCUCUGCUCACCAGGCCGAAGAGCACAUGCACCGCCGAAUGCCCCGUCAGGUUUCUCCAAGGAUUUCUUGCAAGGAUCAUAGGUCCAAGUCGUCUCCGUCGCUGAGCACGUCACCGUUCAUAUCGGACAUCGAUAUGAGCGAGGACCGACAGACUCGAGUAUAUGAGCACUCGAGUCCUUCAUUGGUACAUCGUUCAACAGCAAUUUCUAAACCGAGAAUGCAGACCCAUAUUAGCUCAGAACGUCGUCAAGCGGCUUCGUGUAGGGGAGUCAAAGUGCCUUUGAGCCCAACGGAAACAGGACCUUCUGACUUAAAGGAUCAACACCAUGGAACGCUACUUCCAAAUCGAGAUUCUAGGCGUACUCGAUCGACGUCUCUUCGUCAAAAAAAAUCGUUGCAAUCUGAUUUUAUCGAAGACUCGAUUCUUCGAUCUGCUUCAGCCUCCAGUUUAUCUUCGCAAGGAUCUAUGCCUUCACCUCACACGAGCGUACCACAAAUCCCCUUACGCCUUCGCCAUUACGAAGGCCGAUUCUCUAAUCGACGAAAGCAAACGCUUUUUUACUUCUCUCUGUUUCCGGCAGAAAAAAUGCCAAUGCGCGGAGUUGUUGUCAGUCUCCAUGGCAUUGGUGAUCACUGCCGUCGAAAUGUAAAAUUAUACGAGCGUCUAUGCAGAGAAGGAUUCGGAGUGAUCACGUACGAUUUGCUAAACCACGGUGUGAGUGACCUUGACCAGCACAAAAUUCGUGCGCAUAUCAGCAAUUUUAGCCAUCUUGUGGACGACACAAACGACUUUAUCACGUUUGCGAAACGGUUCAUCUACAAAGAUGCACUUCGGUAUUGGCGAAUGCAAUUCGGCGAUCACGGACAGGAAGACGAAUUUGGUGUGUAUUCGCAGCCUGAACUUCCUUUAAUAAUUGCUGGCACGUCCUUUGGCUCCCUCGUUGGUAUUCACACCGUUUUGGCUGGUGAGCACAAGUUCGAUGGUGCAGUGUGGGGCUCCCCAACGUUAGGUAUCACCUGGAACCCAUUACUUUGGGCGGAGUCGAAGCUUGCAAAGCCACUUGCAGCAAUUUUACCAACGGCGAAAGUUGUGCCUGCAGUUCCUCUAGAACGGCUGUGCCGUGAUCCCAAAUUUUUGAGAAGGUUCAAGGCUGAUCCGCUUACAUCAAUGGACAUGAUGACAUCUCGCACAGGCCACGAGUCACUACAAGCAAUGAUUCAGCUGGAAGAUGACAAGCGGGUGACUAACCCUAGCAGUGCUUUUUGCGCGGUUCCGACACUCUUCCUGGCUGGAUCAGCCGAUAGCAUUUCCGACCAUCAGGCAGCCAUUAAAUUUUUCGGCAUGAUGGGAAACUUUGACAAAGAAUUUAAGCUAUUUGAUGGCCUAUUCCACUUGGUUUACGAGGAGCCCGAAAAGGAAGAUGUUUUUCGGUACCUAGCAAGGUGGUUGCACCGUCGGUUUCCUGUUGAAAGUUGCCAGUGA